AUGGCCAACGCGGGUAAUUUGCAGACAAUAACCUCCAUCUCCUCCCUUCCCAAAGAGCUGGUAUCCGAGGUUCUUGCACGUGUCGCAGUUUCUUCAUCCACUGAUCUUUUUCGGGCAAAACUAUGUUGUAAGGUGUUUUGCGAAGUUUCUGAAGAAAACUAUAUUUACCAGCGUGUGUCCCUCGACAAGUUUGAAAUCAGUCCAUGGCGUAAAAAUCAUAAAGUUUCCAUGUUCUUGGACAAGUGCAGACGAAGUAAAAAUCCAGAAGCCUUGUAUCGAAAAAGGGUGGUUGAUUAUUUUAGAGGUAACAAUCCAGAAUCAGCAUUGGAAUGCCUAGAAGAAGCUGCGAGAUCAGGCCAUGACGAAGCUGCCUAUGCCUUGGGAAUAAUUUUCGUCUUUGGUGGGGAUGAAUUAAAGCGGAAAGGUAUGACUCUGCUUAGCGCCAUGAAGAAAUCAAGAAUUCAGAAACGGAGAGUGAAACAUUGCCAUGACAAUUUGUGA
Coffea arabica (coffee) is the source of this 501-nucleotide messenger RNA. RefSeq names its product putative F-box protein At1g67623. NCBI's taxonomy places the organism in Eukaryota, Viridiplantae, Streptophyta, Magnoliopsida, Gentianales, Rubiaceae. Gene Ontology annotation, molecular function: protein binding. The record is from RefSeq and is a predicted model, not a curated record.